AUGAAACUUCAUCUCACAUCCACGAAACCUCAUCUGCCAAGAAACAGUGACAACACUCGGCUCUUUGCACUCCAGUUUAUCUUUCAUUGCUUUCUGACUAUUUUCAACAACCCAGCCAUGGCAGAACAAUCCUCCUCCUACCCCGAGUACACCAAGGAACAACUCAAGGAAGCCCUCAACAGUCUACUAGAGGGUUCCUCCAAUCCAGAUUUCGAUGGACGACACUUGUUUGGCUACAAGGACGCCAAUCAUCAGCUGAGCAAGUUGCAAAGCAUUACCGCCACUCGCAUUUUAGACUAUCAAAACUAUAUUGCCGACAAUACGUCACCAUCAGAAGAGGAAUUGAAAGCCAAGAUUCCUGCAUUCUGGAAAGCAAACGGCGAAAUUUUGAAUCUACAAAAGGUAAUCAAGGGCCAGAGUCCUAGAAUGGCACUGGCUGCCGAAUUUAAGAGAGCAUCUCCAAGUAAGGGAGACAUUGGCGUCCAUUUGGACGCUGGAGAACAGGCUCAAAAGUAUGCUAGUGCAGGUGCCAAUAUUAUCAGUGUGUUGACGGAACCACGAUGGUUCAAGGGGGGAUUAGGUGAUAUGACUUCAGUGAGACUGCAGACGACCAACCAAUCCUUUCCUCGUCCCGCCAUUUUGCGGAAGGAAUUUACCACUAGCAAGUAUCAAAUCACGGAGGCUCUGGCAGCAGGUGCCGAUACGAUUUUGUUGAUUGUAGCCGUCCUUCCACAACAUUUGCUCAAGGAUUUGAUUGAUCAUGCGCGAUCGUUUGGUAUGGAACCAUUGGUAGAGGUACAUUCGGACAAUGAAGUCGAAGUAGCACUUCAGGCAGGUGCAAAGGUUAUUGGUGUUAACAAUCGCAAUUUGCAUACAUUCCAAAUGGAUCUACACACGACCGAGCAUGUUGCUGACAUUUUGAAGAAACAGGGAUGCGUCUUUGACCACAAUGAUGCUUCGGCGGAAUAUAGCAUUUGCUCCCUUUCGGGUAUGUCAACAGCCUUUGAUGUCGAUCGUUACCGAAAGAUCAAUGUUGGCAUGUGUUUGAUUGGAGAAUCUCUCAUGAGAGCUGCAGAUCCCAAAAUUGCCAUUGCCAACCUCUGUUUGGAUCCCAAAGAAUUCGAGAAAGCAUCCAGUCUGGUGGGCGGAGCCUACACCAAAGGCACCAAGAUUGUGAAGGUCUGUGGUGUGACCAAUGCCGAAGACGCAGUUGUGGCUUGCCGUGCGAGCGCCAAUCUGAUCGGUGUCAUCUUCGUUCCAAAAAGUAAGCGAUGUGUUACUAAGGAGCAGGCCAAGUCAGUAGUCGAAGCCGUCCGUGUCUUUGGAGAACGAACGGCACAAAUGAAGGUUUCCAAGACCAAGCAAGAAUCGGCUCUGAACCAACUCCUUGUCAACACACGAUCAUUAGAGGAUGCCUCUCGAAGACCGAUGGUGGUGGGAGUUUUCCAAAAUCAAUCUCCUGAAUUCAUUCGUGAAAUGGUGAAGGAAUGCGGUCUAGACAUGAUACAACUACAUGGUACCGAAGGAAUGGCGGCUGCCAAUGAAGAGAUUUGCAUCGUACCAGCCAUUCGAGUAGUUGAUAUCGAAACCGACCCGGAAACUGGAAAAGCAGCAGAAGGAGCUGCACAAACUCUCUUGGAUGCCAUUACUUCAGACCCAAUUGCCAUUUUGUUGGACACUUCAAUCAAGGGAAAGAAAGAUGGCGGCGGCACUGGCGUCACAUUCGACUGGGGCAUUGCAGAAAAGAUUCAAAAUGCUGGUCUACCGGUGAUCAUUGCCGGUGGUCUUACUCCCGCUAACAUUGAAGAAGCUGUAACUUCAACCCGUCCUUGGGGCGUUGAUGUUAGCUCGGGCGUUGAAGCGAGCCCAGGAAAGAAGGAUCACGACAAGGUGAAGGACUUUGUGAGUGGUGCGAGAAAGGCAGCAAUUGAGGCUAGCAAAGGGUUCUAA
Cylindrotheca closterium is the source of this 1950-nucleotide messenger RNA. The record is from the annotation of a GenBank genome assembly. Lineage: Eukaryota; Bacillariophyta; Bacillariophyceae; Bacillariales; Bacillariaceae.